Molecule: messenger RNA, 1210 nt
Organism: Aedes albopictus (Asian tiger mosquito)
Lineage: Eukaryota; Metazoa; Arthropoda; Insecta; Diptera; Culicidae
Product: procathepsin L-like
Exons: 5
Coding region: 72-1061 (329 amino acids)
Biological process (GO): positive regulation of apoptotic signaling pathway; immune response; positive regulation of peptidase activity
Cellular component (GO): lysosome
Molecular function (GO): cysteine-type endopeptidase activity; cysteine-type endopeptidase activator activity involved in apoptotic process
Source: RefSeq, a predicted model, not a curated record
UAAUCAUACGGUAGCUGACAACCAAUUGUGCUUGUUGUGGACUAUUUCAGCUGGAAGUAAGUGUUACAAAUAUGAAGUGUGUUUUGAUCCUGUUGGUGAUCGCUGUUGCGGUGUUUGCCGCUCCAAGCGAGGGAGAGGAGGACGCAUGGACAUCGUUUAAGGGCCGUCAUGGAAAACGGUACAACGGCACCGAGGAACACCGUCGUCGGGGUAACUUCAAUAUCAACAAAGCCAGAAUCGAUAGCCACAACAGGCGUCAUGAUCAUGGUGGUGCAUCGUUCCGCAUGGGAACCAACAAGUACUCCGAUAUGACCCCGGAAGAGUUCGCGCAAACGAUGAAUGGCUUCAAGCACGGUGGUGCAGCUGACCAAAGAACCAGACAAGCACGAGUUACUGUUGAAGCAACUGCAGUUACCAGCAUCGAUUGGAGAACUAAGGGCGCAGUCACACCAGUUAAAGAUCAAGGUCGUUGCGGUUCGUGCUACUCGUUCUCGGCUCUCGGAGCUCUGGAGGGACAGAACUUCAACAAGACGGGCAAGCUGGUCAACCUAUCGGAACAAAACAUCGUUGACUGUACUCUUUCCUAUGGAAACAAUGGUUGCAACGGCGGUAGCAUGACCACCGUUUUCAAAUACGUGAAGGCCAACAACGGAGUUGAUACUACCGCGACUUAUCCUUACAAGGGCGUUGUUGCAGCCACCUGCGGUUUCAACGCGGCCAACGUUGGAGCUACUGCUACGGGCUAUGUGCUUCUGCCGGUGAGUGAAGCUUCCCUGCAAACUGCUGUCGCCACCAUUGGUCCAGUUUCGGUUGCCAUCGAUGCCUCUCAGCCGUCUUUCCAGCAGUACAAAUCCGGUAUCUACUACGAUCCGCUGUGCACCAGCACUAAGCUAACUCACGGUGUGCUGGUUGUUGGUUUUGGAACGGCCAACGGUACUGACUACUGGCUGGUCAAGAACUCGUGGGGCACCUCUUGGGGAGAGCAAGGCUACUUCAGGUUGGCACGUAACCAGAACAAUCACUGUGGUGUAGCUUCCUACGCUAGCUACCCAACUGUUUAAAAAAACGCUUGGCGCAUACUUGAGUGCCCUGAGGUCCUGUAAAAAUUACCUAAUUAUCGUUCCCUUGAAACAGCUCUUUCGAAGUUUAGUAUUCUCUAGUCGAAAGUAAAAUAUUGCAUUUCAAAUAAAACUAGAAUCAAUUUUAUUAA